CGAGAAGUCAGUCGUGGUCGUGCGGCGUCAGUAACGCGCGCACCGACUGUUCGCGCGCUCGCCUCCGCGCACGCGCACACCGGACGAUGCGACGCGAAACUUUCAAAAUAUUCCGCCAAUUACCUGUCUUAUAUCAGUGAACGUUUUUACUAGAAAUCAACACGUAACUAACAACAUGGAACACAAAACAGAGAAACUACCAUAUCCAACGGCCGUAGGAUUCAUAGUCACCAACGAGUUAUGUGAAAGAUUCUCUUUCUAUGGCAUGAAAGCGAUCCUGUCGCUGUACCUCCGCGACAAGUUGGGGUACAGCGACGACGGAGCCACGAUCAUCUACCACGUGUUCACGAUGUUCGCCUACUUCUUCCCGCUGCUGGGCGCCAUGAUUGCGGACGGCUGGUUGGGCCGGUUCAGAACAAUAUUAUACCUGUCAAUGGUAUAUGCUUUCGGCAGCAUCCUGAUAUCGGUGACAGCCAUGCCUCCAGUAAAAAUACCUCAGUUAGAGUUCUCAAUACUAGCGUUGCUGUUGAUCGCGUUCGGUACGGGCGGCAUCAAGCCGUGCGUGUCCGCGUUCGGCGGUGACCAGUUCAAGCUGCCAGAACAGGAGAAGUACCUGGGCUACUUCUUCAGUCUGUUCUACGCGGCUAUCAACGCUGGAAGCUUGGUUUCUACGUUCCUCACGCCAAUACUGCGCGCCGAUGUGCACUGCUUUGGCGACAAUGACUGCUACUCGCUGGCGUUCGGAGUGCCCGGCGUGCUUAUGGUGAUUUCGAUAGUAAUUUUUGUUGCGGGUAGAAGACGAUAUAUAGUAAAAAAUCCCGCCGGUAACAUAAUAGGACAAGUUGGUGCGUGUAUAGGUCACGGCAUCGUGAAGUCGGCUAAGAGUAAGGAGAAGCGUGAACAUUGGCUGGACCACGCGCAAGAAAAGUUCGGACCGGCGCUGGUCGAGGACGUCAAGGGGCUGCUCCGAGUGCUCGUGCUGUUCACGCCCGUGCCUAUCUUCUGGGCCUUGUUCGACCAACAGGGGUCGAGAUGGACGUUCCAAGCGGACAGGAUGCGACAAGACAUCGGCAACUGGGAGCUCAAGGCGGACCAAAUGCAAGUGCUAAACCCCUUGCUUAUACUUAUCUUCAUCCCAAUCUUCCAAGUUGCAAUAUACCCUUUCAUGACUUGGUGCAAACUUAUAAGUAAACCCCUUCACAAAAUGAUAUGGGGAGGACUCUUGGCAGCUGCAGCCUUCGUCAUCUCCGGUAUUGUGGAGUUGAGCCUUCUGCCAACAUAUGGUACACCUAUAGCAGCUGGGCUGGCACAAUUAAGAGUGUACAACGGAUUCAACUGCAAUUUAACACUAAGUGUCCUCCAUGAAAAUAACUUAGGAGAAUUCCAUGUCCCACCGCUAUCCGUAUACGAGAAACUGAAUAUUAAAACGGAUAAUUUCAUAGACCUUCCUUACUCACUGCAAGGAAACCCAAACACAGAGUGUGCUGGCGUACAUUACAACGGGACAUUUAGUUUAGAACAAAAAACCGCUAAGUCCUUCUUUGUUAGUAGCGAGGGCGUCUACAACUUUACGGAUGACAAUGAAAAAGUAAUUGGAGGAGUCGGUGUAAGGUUUUUAUCGAAUAUUAGAAGUAUCUCUGAAAUAUCAAUAGUAGAUGUAAAGAAAAACAAAACGAAAUUAAGUCUAAAAAGUAAUUAUAAGGAUAAGAAAGUAAUAGAGAGAGGCUCGUACGACGUGGUCGUGGGCGGCCAGACAGUGCUGACCGACUAUUCAUUCCAAACUGGAGGCGUGUACACAAUCAAUGUGUAUGAAGAUUCUAAUGGAAAUUACGUUGCGGACGGCGUGACGAUCACGCCGCCGAACGGCGUUCACAUCCUAUGGCUGAUCCCACAAUACGUCGUGAUCACGAUGGCCGAGGUGAUGUUCUCGGUGACCGGGCUGGAGUUCUCGUUCACCCAAGCGCCGGCUAGCAUGAAGUCCGUGCUGCAAGCCGUGUGGCUGCUCACUGUCGCCAUCGGCAACUUGAUCGUGGUGCUCAUUGUUGAGGGGAACUUCUUGGACGCUCAGUGGAAGGAGUUCUUCCUAUUCGCGGGGCUGAUGGUACUGGACAUCCUCAUCUUCAUGGCUAUGGCGUUCCGCUACCGGUACGUGGAACUCCGCUCGAGCGCCGAGAACCUGGCCGUCGAGGAAAUCAAGAUGCCCCCCAGGACGGAUGGGAACAAAGACACUAAACAAAACUGAUGCUGCUAGGAUAAACUGUAUGUUAAUUUAAUAUAUGUUUUGUUAACCA
Molecule: messenger RNA, 2291 nt
Organism: Leguminivora glycinivorella
Lineage: Eukaryota; Metazoa; Arthropoda; Insecta; Lepidoptera; Tortricidae
Product: peptide transporter family 1
Exons: 13
Coding region: 176-2242 (688 amino acids)
Biological process (GO): oligopeptide transport; transmembrane transport
Cellular component (GO): membrane
Molecular function (GO): dipeptide transmembrane transporter activity
Source: RefSeq, a predicted model, not a curated record